Phycodurus eques (leafy seadragon) is the source of this 7391-nucleotide messenger RNA. It is a transcript of the gene bcorl1, whose product is annotated as BCL6 corepressor-like 1. NCBI's taxonomy places the organism in Eukaryota, Metazoa, Chordata, Actinopteri, Syngnathiformes, Syngnathidae. Bases 2029 to 6687 code for a protein of 1552 amino acids. Gene Ontology annotation, cellular component: nucleus. Gene Ontology annotation, biological process: negative regulation of transcription by RNA polymerase II. Gene Ontology annotation, molecular function: transcription corepressor activity; protein binding. The record is from RefSeq and is a predicted model, not a curated record. The transcript has 11 exons.
UCUUUUAUGUGGCGAGAGAGAGGAAAAAAUAAGGUGGAGGGGGGCGGGUGGGUGCUGGCGCUUUCGCGGGGUCGGGGUCCGCAUACGGAAGCCUCGCAAGUGGCUCGAGAGGACGGGACACCCGACGCUCCGUGCUAGGUCGGCUGUGCGUGCGUGCGUGCGAGCGAGCGAGCUUCGCGAGCCUCGCUCGCGGUCGUCGCUGCCCGAGCGGCCGGCGGAGUUGUCGGGCUCCGUCUUCUCUUCUCCUCCUUCGUCCGUGACAGCGGCGACCGCUCCGGAGCACGUUAACUUGUGUCGCCCACCCCAUCCCCCCGUGUCUCACUUGAUCCUUUAUCCCCCCGUGACUUUGAUAUUGAUUGUGUGCAGACGGGCGUUUGGCUCAUUGAGGAUUUCGUCGUUGUUGUUGUCGCCUUCGCGAAUGUGGCAUCGAGAUGAGCUGUUUUGGAGGAAGUGGGGGGGGGGGGAGUGGAGGAGGCUGGGAAGACCCCCCUUUGCCGCUACCACCCCAGUGUCGUUGUCGCCCCCCAUUAGAGUUGUUUCUGAUGUUUGCAGCAUUAGGAGGUUCCGACUGCACUUCCUCCGUGCCGGGCAGCAAAGCGAAGCCCAAAGUGGUGCUGCGAAGCUGCGCGCCGCAUGCACGGUUCGGCGUGCUUGCUUGCGUGCGUGCGUGCGUGCGUGUGUUGGCCCACACAAGGACAAGCAAGCCGAGAUUGCACCGUUUUCUGGACAUUGUGGCGUGAUUUUUCGUUCUUUCUUUCUUUGCUAUCGACUGACCCCAAGGCGAUGCAGUUCUUCUUUUUUGACCCCUAAAAACAUUUCCUGCCUCGUCCCGUUGUAGUUGCUCUCUGCCCUCACCUGUACUUGCUGUUUUCUUACUCGUGGUGCCGUUUUCUUUCUUUGUGUGUGUCUUCUCAGUAAUGUUUUGCAACAUUGAGCCAAGACACAGAUUUUACAUUGGAAAAAAAAGAAAGAAAAAGAAAAUCAUACGGCACACCAAGAUGUCACAAAUAGUGGAUACACAGGUUCAUUAUGUACCCUCCGCCGUCUAUUAUAAGAGAGUUCAGGGUGUUUCCUGGCUCCAAUUGAGGCGGAGGUGGCACCAUUCUGAUCAUUAGCGCACGUGGCUCAAACAAACACUUUUUCUCUUUUCAGUAUUGGCACGUACGUUUGCUGUUCUUGACCGUUUAGUUUUCGUGAAAGAACUCAUCACCACCUUGCCUGAAAAAACACUUUACGAGAUAUCUCUGAAAAGUGCAAAACAAGGCGUAGCGCUCGUUAAACAAAUAUACAUAUAUAUAUAUAUAUAUAUAUAUAUAUAUAUAUAUAUACCCUAGGAAAUGUGAUCCGCUUGAUUACAAAAGUCCAUGAAACUGCCUGAGACAUUUGCAGCGCUUCUUUUUUCUCGGACAGUUUUCGGGGCAACUUCCAUCUGUUUGCCAUGCAGCGACCCGGUCGGCGUGGCGUGAUGCUGCCACUGCAACUGAGAAAUAACAUCCGGCUCCCAACUAUCGCGACGCUGGUCCGAUAACCGUUUUCACGUCACACACUUGAGAGCCAGAGGUGGCGUCGCUAUACGUCGCUGGUGUACACACUUGGACAAAGAUAUAAUACAAUAUUUGCAGUCAAUAAAUGUCACACCCGCGCGGCCGAUGGCAGCGGUUGGGAAUCGCUAUUGUUCUGCGCUUGCUUGCGGUGCUGCUUAACGUGCUGACAAUUUGCCCCAAAUCUGUUGACUUUCCGUGCAAGGCUUCGUCACUGCAGAGAACCUUGAGGCUGUUUGUCAGCAUUUAGAAGGGCACCAAAAAAAGUACCCCGUAAAGAGGCCCGCUCUUUAAAGCGAACGAGCAAUUUCAUUCUGCAUAAAAGAUGUGAAGUAUAUAUAUAUCUUUUAGUAUGAUGACAAAAAGAGAUUUCAUUGUCCUUUAUUAGUCUAAUUGGAUCGGUUAACUGGAGCCCUAUCACGAGCCGGCGUGAGGUCGUGCGCGACGUCUGUAAACAACUCGCGUAUUGAAACUGGACUUUUUAAACAUGCAAUUUCCAUUCACACGGGGAUUGAACAACAGAGGAAUUCCAUUCUUGUGUGCAACGGCAACAAAAAAAAGAGAUAAAAGUACGCAGCGUUUCUUUUCUUUUCUACAUGGAAAGAGCCACUUGCUCUCAGGAAAUUGUAUCAUGUUUGACCUCGGAGGCAAUCUAGCAGAAAGGAAGUUUUCUUGUGACUCAAACGUUGCUUCAGAGUAUAUACUGUAUUGUCCUGAAAUGGUUUUCUCUUUGCAGCCAAUUAUUGUAUGGAAAGAAAAACGCAUCAGACUGACUCGACUACCCUGCGAGGCAUGUUGUGUUAAAGAAACACCUAUGCAGGUGGAUUCUUCACUAAUGAAUGUAGGGGAUGGAGGCACGGUGAGCAGAGAAAUCAGUGCUCCAAAUAAGGUGUCCACGAGCAUGGUGGGAAAUCCUCCCCAAACGCUGCCCCUCGAGUUUCGAGGCGACGUUACCCUCGGUCAGCAAAACAAGACCGCUCCGACGACAGACUGUAAGACAGCGAGGGCCUGCCCGGACACCAGUAAUUACAACCUCGGCCCCGAGCUUCCUCCGCCCCGGCAGCUCGACAAUGAACCGAUGUCGAGCUCGGCCCCCGCCGGCGCCGAGAAGACGACAGACAAAAGAGCGGUAGAGGCCGCUAAAAUCAAGGACGACGGCACGGGGGCCUUCCCCGCUCCUCAGCGGUCGAGCGGCAUAAAAGCCAGCCGGGAGGACUCGGCCAAUCCCUGUCGCAGCAAGAAAUCGCAGACGCAAACGCCAUCUGCUCCACCUGGUUUCCAGUGCUCCUUGUUCAAACCAGCCCAGCCAGUUGCCUUCCUGCCUUCCACCGAUUUCUCCUCCCCCCUUUGUAAAGUCACUCUCCCACCAGCAUUGGGGCAGAUCGCGGCUUUGAGAGAAGCCACUGCUAGCCAGUUUCCAAAAGACAUUCAAGCUCAAACCUCAGGUGUAGCAGGGACGCCCCUUAUGCGGACCUAUCACUAUCCCUUCUCCAUGGCCCGGAUUCCGGCUUCUGACAAAAAAUCCUCUAAACUUAAAGUCAACCAUUCGUCCAGCAAGAACGCCAAAUCUGUUGGGGAACAUAAGUCCUUGGCCUCGGCGGCGGCUUCGCCGGGCACGGCCCUGCCGCCGCAGCACCCGUCGCUGAACUCCGCGGCACCCACCCGCUACACGUUGUCGCCCACUGCAGCCAUUUGUUGCGGAUCCGCACUAGCCACCAUCGCCUCUCAGAGUAGACUUCUAAACCAGGUGGAGAAGAGCCUCAGCUUAGACAAGAUUGCCACGGGCGCUCUGAAAACGGAGGAGCACAGAGUAGCAUGCUCGCUAGAGCCGAGGGACGUACCCCUGGAUUUGUCGGCCAAAUCGAAACGUCCAAAAUGCACAAAUGACCCUGCGGUUUCAACGAAGGAGCCUCAAAGCAGCGAGUCCAAUAAAAUGGACCUUGUAAACUCAAAGAGGACAUAUAGCGCAACUGGGCAAUAUCCCGUUUUACCCACUACCCACAGAAAUGGAUCCCAUCCAAAGCAAUCGAUCCGGCCUCAGAAUCACCACGUCUCUGAACCUAAGCCGGUAUGGAGCAAGGGGGCUUCACAAGAGCCCAUUAAAAAUAUCCCUGGAACAUACGUAGGCGUAGCGAGUCCCAUACUGGCCUCUACACUUCGCGGAAAAGAUGGAAAAGGGACUUUUGUAGAAGAGUUCCAGAGUUUUGCUAAGCAGGAGUUUAUAUCAAUAAUCGAUCAAGGAGAACAAGUAACCUCAGGAGGUAAGAAGCCCCCCUCGCUGAAGCAUGCUCACAACGUCAAGCAUGUUAAAAACACGAGCACAGCCAUCACCAAGAAGUGUCCUGCCAAAGGAGCCCUAAUGACGGCCCUCUCGAGCGCAACAACCGCGCAUCUGAAGUCUGGCAAAGCGGCGGGUCCCUACUCGGCGUGGCAACAGUCCCCGCAUGCUCCGCACCAAGCAUCUUCGGCUCAGAGAAAAAUCUCACCGGGUUCCCAAACGGCCAAAGGAACUGUGGAAAGUUCCAAGUUCCAGAGUCCCUCCAUACCUGCGGAAGAUUCGAAGGUGAACCCGUCUGCGCUCUCUAACCUCGCGUCCAUCGUGAAGCAGCAAGACUUGGAAACAUCCGCACCAGCGAGCGACGCUCUCGCUGUAGUGUCGAGAAAAGACAGUGUUAUGACUCUUCUCAAAGACACCCCGUCCAAACAGGCCUCUCUAAAUGAACCCCCAGCAAGCUGGUCCACGGAAAACUGGCCUGGAGUGUUGUCUCGAGGAGGUUUGACUCCAUCCAGGAAGAGGCCGGAAAGGUCGAAACCCACCGAGACCUCGGAGAAUAACGCAGAGAUACACAGUCAUCGGGUAGAACACAAGCACGGUUUUUCUAAGCCCUUUGGACAGUCUCAUAGCCUCAGAAGCAACGCAUCAACAAAUGGCAACAGGCUGGACAGCAAACUGGCUCAGGUGUUGGAGGGGGAGGUGCUGAAAAUAGACAGCAAAGAGUCAGAUGCUCCUCCGGAUGAAAACCUGGGAGGUAUAGUUGCCUCUAUUCUGUCACGCCGGUCCCCGGGUCGAGGCGACGAGAAGAAAACAAACGGAACCAAAGAAGAGUCGCCAACCAAAGCUGUUAAACAGAAGAAAGUUAGUCCUAAGAAGCCCACAAAGGAGAGGUCACCAGUGGAGUCGGCAAAGAAGACGACCGGAGAGAAGGAGAAAGACGUUACACCGAUCAAAGUGUCUUCCCAAAAGAAGCAGAAGAAACAAAAAACAUCGGAGUUGGAGCAACGACUUUCCUGUCAGAGUCAAGAGCAGACUUGGAAGGACGAGGAACCCCACGACAAAACAGAUGGCGGCAGCAGUCCCGAGGGUGAAGAGACUCGUGCCUUGAAGUCCGGAGCGGCCGCUAAGGAGGCCGCCGUUAAAGAGGCCUCCUUCCCGAGGUUGAGGAGAGGACGGCGGCGCGCAGACGAGGCCAGACUGGACCUUUGGGGCUUCGCGACGCCUUCCCCCCCUCCGCCGCCGCCGCCGCCGCCGCCGCCCCUUCCAAUGGCCCCUUCCCCCUCACUCCCGCGGACGCCGGCCCGCCGUCCGAGAGGGAGGCCUCGCUCGUCAAAGCGGGACGUCCGGAACAAGGUCAAGGCGGGCGACGCGGAGGACGACGCCCCGGCGCAUAAAAGACGGCAGCACUGCCGUAACAGAAAGUACCAGAUGGGGGAGUACGUCACCGAGACGGACAAACUGGAAGAAGGCGAGCACCUUGAUGAGUCGGACAGCGGAAUCACAGCGGAUGCACAGACGGCUCAGUGUCCGAGUCCUGCCGCUUCCAGUCCGGAGCCGGCACCUGUCCGGAGACCCUCCUUCACGCGCUCGGGAUCGGUUCGUUACCAGGCCGGCGACGUAUCGCUGGAGUCCAACGACAAGCCUUCUGGGAAGAGGAAGUUCAAAAGCAAACAUUUGUGUGACAGUGAUGAGCAAAAGACAAAGACCAAGCGCAGCAGCUUGGGCAAACGCGGCGCCGCCGCAGCUCUGGAUGAGGACGCGACCACGGAGAACAGCGGCCCCCCGCCCCCUGCCAAGAGCCUGCCGUCAUCGUUGUCCGGCAAAAUGAGCUCGUCAGGGAAAAACGGGAGCCCGGAGUCUCCCCCCAAACGGCCGAUCCCUCCCGAGGUGCGGCGGCUGAUUGUCAAUAAAAAUGCUGGGGAGACGUUGCUGCAACGUGCCGCCCGUUUGGGCUAUCAGGAAGUGGUGCAGUACUGUCUCGAAAAGGACAUCAGGGAGGUGAAUCGGCGAGACAACGCGGGCUACACCGCCCUCCACGAGGCGUCCUCUCGAGGCUGGACUCAGAUUGUCCAGAUGUUGCUGAAACACGGCGCCGAUGUCAACUGCAGCGCUCAAGAUGGAACACGGCCGCUUCAUGACGCGGUGGCUAGCGACAACCUGCCCAUCGUGUGGCUGCUCCUCAACCACGGCGCAGACCCGACGCUGGCCACCUACUCGGGGCACACCCCGGUCAAACUGGCGCACAGUGACACCAUGAAGUCCUUCCUUACAGAGUAUUUCAUCGACCUGGAAGGGCGCGGUGAGCAGGAUCCCACCUUGCACUGGGACUUCUACAGCAGCUCCUUGUUUGAGACGGGCGAGGAGCCCUGCUGGGACUAUCUGCUGUCGCAGCAGAACCAGGAGUCUGCCGGGGGCGAGUGCGGGAACGCCGACAGGGAAUGCGACAAAGACACCCUGGUGUUCGAGUUCUCCUCGGAGCCUCUCCUGCCCUGCUACCACCUGCAGGUGUCCGUAACGCAGGGCUUUUGCAACUGGUUCCUGCUGUCGGACGUGCUGAAGCGUCUGAAGACGUCGGCGCGCGUCUUCCGUGCCCGCCACCCUCACUUGGAGGUGGCCGGCUUGUCUCGUAUCGAGCUCGGCCGGCAGGUUCUCAUCAGUCAGGUGGGCUCGCCUCUGGAUUCCGCCAGCAAGGACAAAGUUGAGGACGACGAGGCGGAGGAGGAGGGCGAAGAGGACGAGGAAGAGGGGCUGGUGCAUUUGGUGCGCUGCGUUCCCGAGCUCCAGAGACUGCUGGGCUCCUCCGUUCACAUCCUGGAAGACGACGACGACGAAGAGGAGGACGAGGAGGAGGAGAAGCCGCGAGGUCGGUAGCCCAGCGCGUGACGAACUCGAACAUCUCCGUCCGAUCUCUCACGUUUCAGGUUCCUCCCCCGACUUGUGCUCAGGCAAGUCCGGGCCGUCCCUUGAGACGAAACUACCGCACAAUAGUCACACAUUGGAACCCGCAGCCCUCCUUUUUCCAAACGCCUUUACUCCACCCUCCUCUUCCUCGACAUGUUUGUGGUGGAUGGACCUCAGAGCUGCAAUGACACAAACCCUCCUUCACUGAAUCCUUUUUUUUUUUUUUUUUUUUUUCCCCCCCCCCUCUCCCGGACACGUGCGGCUUUGUUCUUUGUGUCUCUGGACAGCUCAAUUUGUUGUGCUUUAUUUAAUGUUCCUUAAUAUAUUUGACCUCUUGUCUAUGUAUGAUAGUUGCUUUGUAUGGUCGGUGCUUCAUGUACUUAUUAGGAUCCCUUUAUUUGCCCCGAACCCGGUUUGAAAACAGUAUUUGAGAGCAAGCGAAAGUACAGUUUUAUUGUACUGGUGCUAUAAUAGAUUUUUUUUUUUUGUGUUGACAAUCAAUGAAGUUUUGGUUUGGAAUCACAAACUUAAUAAAAAUGAAAAAAGAUAUUUAAGAACCGUUAAGAAAGUGGAGUUGAUUUUAAGAAGAAGAAAAAAAACAAGAGCGAGGAGUGCGUCAGUGUUGCAAGAGACUUUUGUUUGAUUCUUUUAUAAGAAAUCAAGAAUAAAGCAUG